Messenger RNA from Galleria mellonella (greater wax moth), 2160 nucleotides. RefSeq names its product exonuclease 3'-5' domain-containing protein 2 (gene Exd2). Gene Ontology annotation, molecular function: nucleic acid binding; 3'-5' exonuclease activity. Lineage: Eukaryota; Metazoa; Arthropoda; Insecta; Lepidoptera; Pyralidae. Gene Ontology annotation, cellular component: nucleus; cytoplasm. The coding region runs from base 151 to 1851 and encodes 566 amino acids. Gene Ontology annotation, biological process: nucleobase-containing compound metabolic process. The transcript is spliced from 10 exons. The record is from RefSeq and is a predicted model, not a curated record.
AAAAAAAAAUACAAAAUAAAUGUUUUUGUUUAUUUGUUUUCCUAUUGUUUGUUUUUGUUCAAUUACAGGAUAUUUUUAUUUAAUUGAAAAUCUGUAAAUAUCAUGGUAUCAAAGUAAUUAUUAUUUUAUUAUAGAGUAACUAAAAUAAUUAUGCAGUUAGAUUCAUAUCUUAAAUUGUAUAUAACCUCUACUACUUUGCUAGUGGGUUGUGUAGGUUUUGUUUAUUUAAUUUUAAAGUUUAAUAGGCGUUUUCGAAACGCUACAGAUGCUCUAAAUUAUUUAACAAUUGUAACUGUAAUCACUGAAAGCGAUUGUGAAGUCGUUAUAAAAGAACUACAGAGAAGAUGCAAAGUUUAUCGAGCGGUGGGUUUUGAUUGUGAAUGGGUGACAGAGCAUGGAAAAAAGCGGCCAGUUGCAUUAGUGCAGUUGUCUACAUUUGAUGGGUACUGUGGCCUAUUCCGACUAAAUAUGCUGCGGACUGUACCCAAUUCUUUAAAGGAGUUAUUAGAAGAUAAAACCAUAUAUAAGGUGGGAGUUGCACCAACUGAUGAUGCAAAAUACUUGUUUGCGGAUUAUGGCAUCAACCUCAACUCCUCCCUGGAUAUCAGACACAUAGCAGUGCUGUGCGGACAUCAGCCUGGCGGCUUGGCUUCCUUGACAAAAUCAUUGUUACAUAUUAUUUUGGACAAAAGUUGGAGGGUCCGUUGCAGUAACUGGGAAGCGGAGACAUUGUCAGAUAUGCAAGUGAAGUAUGCAGCAGCAGAUGCCCAUGUGGCUAUUAAGAUAUUUGUGAAACUUAUAGAGGAAUUGAAUAAACCUAGCAUAUACAAAGUGCUACAAAGGAACAAGAAAGAUAUAUGGAGUAAUUUGGAUGAAGUGUGUCUAAAAUAUGCUAAUUACAAUUUCACAAUGAAACAUGGGAACAAAACUAAGGAUAUUGGAGUUAAUAACUCAAAAAGAAACAAAGAAGUUUCCAAGACAUAUUCGAAUUUGACUCGCAGCAAACCAUUGUAUCACAACUGCUUUCUACAGGCGCCUGAUGGGGAGUUGCUGUGCACGUGUGACAACAAAAAGGCAUUAUGGUACGUCGAGAAACAGCUAGCUGAUGUAGUGACAGAAGAACCUUUAACAGUGAGACUUCGCUUCGAGCCCGCGGGCAGGUCGGUUGGCGAGGUAGGACGCUACUAUCAGCUCACCAAAGAAAACAAAUGCGUAGUCUGUGGCAACGCGAACUCGUACAUACGGAAGAAUGUCGUCCCUAGAGAAUAUAGGAAGUACUUCCCUGACAUAAUGAAGGACCACUCGUCACACGACGUACUGCUGCUUUGCGUGCAAUGCCACCAGCGCAGCAAUAUGGCCGAUCAACGGGUACGCGAGCAGCUCGCGAACUUGUGCGCCGCGCCGCUCGCCUGCAAGGACUCCAGCAAGUACGUGGAGGACUCGAUGCGCAAAAAAGUCCGCUCCGCCGCUCGAGCUUUACUCAACCUGUCGGCCAAGCUACCAGAAAAGCGAAGCAGAUGUCUAAAACACGUUCUACUUCAGUAUUAUACAGAGCACACCGAGAUAACCACGGAACUCCUGAAGGAGGCAGCGGAACUCCAUGUUUUAUUUGAAAAUACAGAUUAUGAAUCCCACGGUUUGAAAGUGGUUGAAUACUUUCUGGGGCAGGAAGGUGGUUUGCUGAGACUCGAAGAGGUAUGGAGAGAGCACUUCUUAACUAUCAUGCACCCACAAUAUAUGCCUGAGCUGUGGUCCAUUAAACAUAAUGAAGAGAGAUUACGUGUGAAAUUCAAAGAAGGGCGAUUGAGUGAAAAAAGUCUCAAGUCUAUUGGUGUCUCCGGAUGGCAUUGAUAUAAAAGUUUAUAUCGGCUGAAGUAAAUUACAUUGCAAUCUAUAGCAAGCAAAUGUCUUAUAUGAUCUCAUUUAUUUUCGUCAUAUCUCACAUUUGUUUUUCUUUAAAAUAUUGUUUGUAUUAUGCGUAGUAUAAGUAAGGCUGAUAUGUGCGUCAUUAUUGUUAUGGACAACUAAUAUAAACUUACUUAUUCUAGGCUAAAUGCAAGCCUAACUUAUGUAACAUUAUGCUGGGUGUACCAUAUGAUGUAUUUAAGUUAAAAUUAGAAAUAUAUUUUCGAAAUAAAUACCAAAUUGCGUAUGAUUUUC